This is a messenger RNA of Anarrhichthys ocellatus (wolf-eel), 3190 nucleotides long. Its product is annotated as adaptin ear-binding coat-associated protein 1-like. Gene Ontology annotation, biological process: endocytosis. The record is from RefSeq and is a predicted model, not a curated record. Gene Ontology annotation, cellular component: clathrin vesicle coat; membrane. NCBI's taxonomy places the organism in Eukaryota, Metazoa, Chordata, Actinopteri, Perciformes, Anarhichadidae. The transcript has 7 exons. The coding region runs from base 77 to 832 and encodes 251 amino acids.
AGCCAUAAAUGCCGCACGGACACGCCACUCACCGUCACCACCACCGCCGGCGUGCACCGACUGAGUAAAAGUCAAGAUGGCGACCGAGGGUCAGGCUGAGUACGAGUCGGUCCUCUGUGUCAAACCCGAAGUCAGCGUUUACCGAAUCCCACCGAGAGCGUCUAACCGGGCUAUCAGGGCUGCCGAUUGGAAGCUGGACGCUCCCGACUGGACGGGACGCAUGCGUGUGACGGCCCGGGGCAAGCUAGCCUCCAUCAAAUUGGAAGACAAAAUCUCUGGGGAGCUGUUUGCCCAAGCACCAGUGGACGAGUACCCCGGCACCACAGUGGAAACAGUUAGUGACUCAAGCCGUUACUUUGUGCUCCGCAUCCAGGAUGACAACGGCCGCAGUGCGUUCAUAGGCAUCGGGUUUGGAGACCGAGGCGAUGCCUUUGACUUCAAUGUUGCACUUCAGGACCACUUCAAGUGGGUGAAACAGGAAGAUGAGUUUAAGAAGCAGGCGCAGACUCCAGACACCACCCCUAAACUGGACCUGGGCUUCAAAGAAGGACAGACUAUCACUCUCAAUAUAGGGCAAUCAAAAAAGAGGGACAGGUCUCGCCCGCAGAGUACUGGUGGAUUUGGGCUUCUUCCGCCUCCUCCCGGGGGCAAGUUAGCCCCACCUCCUUCCAAAUCUUCCAAUCAUAACACACAGCCAUCUGCAGGAGGAAGUGACACUGGUUGUUUGCUAGAUCUGGACGCCAGUAACUCAAACUCAGCGGCUCCAUCAGACGCCACCACCACAGCCAGCUCUGACCUGUGGGGAGACUUUGACUCUGUAUCCCCGAAGUGAGAAGGGGUGCACUUUGUUUUUUCUCCCUCUUAUAUCUCUCUCUGUAAAUGUAAGCAGCACUUCUUUGCAUUUCUUUUCCCCCGUUGUCGGGUCCCGGUUCUCUCCCUGCCAAGCAGGGUAACCCCCUGUCCUAGUUAGUUCUGUUUGUGUUCAGACCCUCAUGGCUUUUGGUCUUAGCCGGAGAUAUACCCAGACCUCAUGGUCCAGUCUUAAUUGAGGCCGUCACGCUCUCCAUCCAUCCUCCUCCCUCUCCGUCUGUAUAUCCACUCCUGUUUGAAUUCUGCUUUUUCCCCAUUUUCUCCUCUUCUCAAUGUUUUAUUUGCUGAUUUCUAUCGUAGAGUAUACACAAUAGAAAUAUGAGCAAGGGAGACAUAAUCUGAAACAUCUGAUGAUGACAUCUAAUUAAAUAUGAUAAUGAAUGAAUUUUCUGUACAGAGAAUAUUUAUUUUAAAUGUAUAUAUUGUCGGUAGUUUGUAAUUACUGUCAAUGGUGUUGUCACCUGUAUGUUCGGUAGCUUAUUUAGUCUCCAAGUCCCCAGCAGUGGGUCUGACUAUAUGCACUGACUGGCAGUCCGCUCUGUCUAUGUAGUUAGUAAUGCAUACAGUCUGCAUUUAAUGCAGGGCUCGUUUAAAUAGACUUGCACUGCUGUUCAGAAGUAUGAAGUCAGCUAUUAUGUUGAUGUGUUUCUUCUUACCUUCAAUAAUGUAAUAAUUCAGACACCAAACGUAUUGUUUACAUUUUAAAUAGUUUGGCUCGCAAAAGAAGUUUGAUGAGAAUUAAAUGAUUAAAACUUCAAUGAUUAAAAUGUUUAGUCGAUGUCCCCACGUUUUUUCAUGCCAGGGGGAGAAUACUGUUGGAACCAUUUUUCCUCCAAAUAACCUUUUGAUUUUGAAUUAAUUUUACAUUCCUCAAAAGCAUAAGUGACCCUCGAUUAUUAUUAACUCGGUGGAAGAGGUUUCAACUGAUUUGUCCGGCCAUAGCAUGUUCAGCUGAUAUUCCAAUAGAGCUAAUGUAACCCCAGACUAACCUUCUAUUUCUAUUGUGACGUUUUAAGAAGAGCUUUGCUGAAUCAACAUAACUGUUUGUAUUCCAGCUUGUUGGAGGCUUUGUUGUGCACCAGACACUGAAACAGGAAGCUGUUCCUAUUUAAAUCUGCACACAUUUUGAUGCUAAGCUUCCAGUUUCUUUAGCUUAUGGCGGGUCAUUUCCUCUACUCUUUUUCAACUGUUGCUCUGAUGGAUCUUUGUCUUUUUCUGCCCUUUCAGUUGUCAGUCUUGUUGAACAAUUGUACAGCGUUUUUGUUUUCCAGGUACAAAAAAUGAUCAUUCUUUGCAAACCUUUCAUACAAAAUAAUAUCUAUUUGUAAAGAGGACUUUCUCCAACCUAAAAGCAUGAAUUUAACUGAAGCGAAUCAAGCUCUUUUGACCGGCGAUCUCCAACUUUUGAACAGCAGUGUAGGCUAAGAGUUUACCACACAAUGAAUUUACUUGAAAGAAGCUGAUUUACAGAUUAGUUGUGCUCUCUAGCGCCCUCUGGUGGCUCUACAUCAUUUUGAGAUGAGAUGUCAAAUUGAGCUGCAGCUGUUGAACACAUAUUUCACUGGGGAUGGGUCCUUGGCACUGUGUGCAUUCUUUGAACUGGGAAGUAGAAAAGUUUAAAGUGAUAGGGUGUUGGCGAAAGAAAUGGAGGCAUCAAGCGCUUUCAUCUUUGCCUCAAGGGGAAACCGAAAAGAUUUAGUCCUCGUUAUGUCAUCUCUGCUCAGCCCAGCUGUUAAAGCUGCGACUGGUGAGUCAUUUAGGUCACGACCUCGCUCCUCCUUGAUGAAUAGGUCUGUGUUUUUGCACUGUCCCGUCUGUCUGGGGGGGGGGCUUCAUCUCCUUGAUUCUUUAUGAGAAGGUGGUCAGGACCUCAAACACAGCAUGUUGUACUGUACAAACUUGAGUUUUAACUGUGAACUUCAAUUCCACGCUAAGAUGUAACGUCGUUGAUGGUAUUCUGAUGCAACCUGGGACCAAGCCGGUCUGUGUUUGAUGCAGUGUGUUGUGCUAUAGUCAUGUACAGAGAGAUAAUUAUGUUGCAGCGAUGUCACAUGUGGUGUGACGCUGAUGAUGGCUAUUGAUUGGAACACACAUAGAUCGUGUGAGUGUAAAGCUCUAACCAGUGUUUGUCAGUGUUUGUUUACUGUUUAAAUUAUAUGCAUCUCUCCCAAAUGUGACUUGUUAUUCAAACUGUAUAUGUGUAUGUAUAUGCAAAGAAAAAACAUAAAGAUAUCACUCGGUGACCAUAACUUUAAUUUGUUGUUGUUUCUCCUGAAUAAACAGAGCGAAAAAUAACAUCAAUAAACAAAUAAUGAACAAA